AUGCCGGUCACCGUGAGCACCACUUCCAGUGUGCCGACUGGCAUCGGCCACACCACGUCCCGCGUCGAAGUGAGCGUCGAGCCGGACAUCACCGCAGCUCCCACCACCCCACAGACCGUCUCUUCCGACGUCACCAACAACCGCGAAGCCGUCGUGCAGCAGAGUAUCCACGAGGCACUCCCGAAGCUCCUUGCGCAGGCGUGUGAGGCUGCGGCCACGGUCACGGGGUCAGAGAGCACGGGAACAUUCACUGAUUACUAUCGCGAUCGCCACUCCCGCUCCUACCCGGCCCCACCCAUCCUCAAGCCGGAAGACUGCGUCAAGAUCAGCUUCUUGGUCCACGGAACUUCCCACGAAGCGGUGGUGUCCAAGGACUUGAAGAUCCAGCAGCUCGUGGACCACUACCUUGCCGAGCAAGACUUCGAGUGGGAGCUGCGCUUCAACAACCGCGUGCUCAAGCCUUCGGACUCCGUCGGCAGUCUCGAGAUGGCUCAUGGGGACGUGCUGAAGAUGGAGACGUGGGCAAAGGAUGGGGAGCACUGA
Molecule: messenger RNA, 543 nt
Organism: Saxophila tyrrhenica
Lineage: Eukaryota; Fungi; Ascomycota; Dothideomycetes; Mycosphaerellales; Extremaceae
Exons: 2
Coding region: 1-543 (180 amino acids)
Source: RefSeq, a predicted model, not a curated record